AACAUACUAGCAAUAUUAUGCGCUUUGCUUAUCAGAUCUAGCAAUUGAUAAUCAAGCCUUAAUGGGGUUUUAAUUAAUAAAAAUUUUCUCACCUGAUUAUUUACUAUCAAACAAACAAAGUUAUACCUACGAGAGUAUAAAUAGGUAAAUAGGCAUUCGGUUCCGAUCACUUCGUGCGGUUGCUAAAAUUUAAGAUGAAAUCUCACAUGUUUUUGUUUUGUGUUAUCUUUAUAAGUGUUUUUUCCAAUCCAAUUAAGAAUGAUUUUCCCAUACCGGCAGGUGCGGGGUUAAAUAUUUUUGAGUUCUUGGACCUCUAUGACUACACUCAUGAAGAGCACAGUGUGGUGACAGAAGAUGGCUACAUUCUGGGCCUUCACAGGAUAACAAGUUCCCCCAGAAACCGAGCAGAAGGUCCAAAACCUGUAGUUUUUCUUAUGCACGGUCUGGAAUCCAGUUCCAUGGACUGGGUAGAUGUUGGUCCAGAGUCGGCUUUGGGCCUUAUGCUAAGCGAUACAGGCUACGAUGUAUGGUUGGGGAAUAAUAGAGGCAAUACGUGGUCCAGAAACCACACUAGUUUAAGUGUUAAGGAUAAGAGGUUUUGGGACUUUAGUUUUCACGAAAUAGGAAAAUACGAUCUCUCAGCCUUAAUUGAUCACAUUCUUGAGACCACUAGGGUGAACAAUUUGACAUACGUAGGCCACUCUCAAGGGACUACGGCCUUUUUUGCACUAACAGCUUUAAAACCAGAAUACAACGAAAAAAUUAAUUUGAUGGUGGCUUUGGCACCAGUUGCUUACAUGGACGAUAUGACGAAUUGGGUCCCAAGGCUGAUGUCAAAUCCGAUUAACAAUUUAAUAAUUGGAUUUGGAAUUCAAUCCAUUCGCUUCUAUGAUAUUUUGCCACACAUUGAAUUAUUCACGGUUGUGGGAAAAAAAAUAUGUCCUGAUGGUUCGCCGUUACAGUUUUUGUGUGCUGAUAUUAUUUAUGCAGUUGCUGGAAGCAGUCCUCAAUUAAAUAGAAAUUUACUGCCCGUAUUUUUGUCCAAUACUCCUGCUGGUACAUCCUACAGACAAAUGAUGCACUAUGUUCAAGAACUUCGUUCAGGUCAUUUUAGGGCGUACGACUACAGUAUAAUAAAAAACCGAAAAAUCUAUAAACAAUCAACGCCACCUAGUUACAAUGUUACAAACAUCAAGGCACCCGUUGCUCUAUUUUACUCAGAAAACGAUGUUUUUGCUGCUGUUCAAGACGUCACACGUUUCGCCAACGAUCUUCCUAACGUUGUCAGCAUGAAUAAAAUUAAAUAUGGACAAUUUUCUCAUUUGGAUUUCUUGUGGGCGACCGACCUUAACGAAUAUGUCAAUUUCGAUGUAAUUAAUUUGAUAAAUAAGUAUAAUAAUAUCAGUGCGGACUCUUCAAAUUCGGCCGGGCUGGUACUGCAAUCGAGUAAUUUUAUACUCAUAACCAAAUUAUUAAUUAUUAAUAGUAUUAAUUAUUUAUUUUUAUAAAAUAUAUGAUUAUACA
Brassicogethes aeneus is the source of this 1524-nucleotide messenger RNA. NCBI's taxonomy places the organism in Eukaryota, Metazoa, Arthropoda, Insecta, Coleoptera, Nitidulidae. The record is from the annotation of a GenBank genome assembly.